UGUUUAAAUACGCGUAACGCGUUAGGUUGGUUUAAUGAGCGUAAUAAAAAGUAGGCGUGAGAAACAAAAACACGGCUGUUUGUUGGACGCAUCCAAAUCGUCUACAAUUCCCUAUUCCCUAUUCCCUCCCUUCCUCAUCGCUUUUAUAUAUUUUAUUAGCUAACACUCACAUUAAUCAUUUUAACAUCAACAUAACAGAUCUUUACAUCUUUGAAAACACCCACAUAAGAAAAAGGAUUUGAAUAAGUUUUUGCAAAUUUUUAUAUUAGCUAAUCAAACCAUUUCUGUCAUGAGUUUUGAGAAUGUGUUUACUUUUACAUUUAAAAAAUACUAUUUGAUUCAUUCAAGGUCAACGUUUUUGGGCACUAAAAUAACUCAAAUAAUAAUGAAUACGAAUAUUAUAAAUUUAUAAAUCUCUUAAACAGGAUUUGGUGGCUACUAAAGUAUUAACUUGGUAAACUCAUUAGCAUUGCUUUUUUCUUCUCAGAAUGCAUUUGUUUAAAAAAUAAUCUUAUUCUUUCAAAAAAAUUGUAAUAUUAUUCAUGACCUUCUCUUCAACAUUGAAAUAGAAAAAUCAUUAGAAUGUCGAAUGGUUAUUUUAGCCACAGAGAGAAGAGACCAAGAGACCAAGAGAGAAAGAGAGAAAGAAACAAACCAAUAACAAAUGAGAUAGAAUGGACCAGAAAAAGGGAGAAGAGCGAGAGGGAGGACUAAAAGUGAGAGUGAGAAGAGAGAAAUGAGGUGAAGAGAGUGAGAAGAGGGAAGUGAGAGAGCCUAAUAUACUCUGUUUUGGAAAUCUCACAUACAUAUGAAACAAAGGGUAAUAAAAUUCAUUUAAUUAUUCCAAGGAUCAAACUAUAAAGAUGGUGAAGGAAGCAGUACAGGAAGAUAAUUCUGGCAAUUAUGCCAAGGCCUUCCUCUUAUAUAUGAAAGCCUUGGAGAGCUUCAAAACUCAUUUCAAGUAUGAGAAGAAUCCCAACAUCAAGGAAGCCAUUACACUAAAAUUCAACCAGUACUUGCAUCCUGCCGAAGUGAUUCGUGCUCUCUUCGAUGAUGGCGGUCUUCCUGGAACGAGUUCUAGUGGAUAUGGGGUGGAUCCAGAGCAAGCUAAGCUGCUGCCCGAUCUUCAUUACGUGAUCAUAAGAAGAAAGCCAAACGUCAAGUGGAUUGAUGUCGCUGGAUUGGAGAGUGCCAAACAGGCAUUACAAUAGGCUGCAAUAUUACCAUUGAAGUUCCCUCAGUUCUUUACCGGUUAGUUAUUCCAUUUUACUUCAAUAUUGCAAUUAAUGUUGGAUUACUCCAUUGGGAGGAAAAUGCUUGGUUGUUCUGGUUAUGUGGCUCCUUUGUCUGUAAUGUCAUGGAGUUAUCUCAUUUGAAGUCAUAAUCUUAUUGUCAAUGAGCUUAAUAAAAUAUUGUGAUAGACACAAUCAUCUAACUUUGUUUAGGCAAAAGGGUACCAAGUAGAGCUUUCUUGUUAUAUGGGCCUCUUGGAACUGGAAAGUUGGCGAAGGCCAUUUCUACAUUAGCUGAUUCAACAUUUUUCAGGUAAUGGUUGUAUGAACCCACGAAUUGGAUUUCCUCGUCUUUGGUAGUGCCAUUCCACUUAAUUAAGCAAAUAGGCUUUUGUUAAUUUGUUGCAACAGAAUUUUCCUAUUUGUUUUUAGUUAAGUAGUUUGUUAUUUGUUGUUAUUAACAUUGUGUAUCAGUACGAGUUUAAUGAAAGUGUUUAAACUCUUCUCUUAAUUGCUAAUGUUAUUUGUAAUAUGGUAUCAGAGAGUAUGUCUCAAAGUUCUUUCCCUAAUUUGACCAUUCUUUCCAUGACUCCACCUAAUGAUACAUAAAACACAAACAUGAUUGCAAAUUCCUCCCUGGCUCUUGAUGUGUCCCCCAUUGAAGCAAACUUAAUCCUUAUCUCACUGUUAUAACCAUAUAUUUGGACAUCUCUGGUUGAUAUUUUAAAGUAUUUUUAUUAACUAUUAAUCUUGGUUACUUUUUGGUUCAUUAUUCCUUGCUUUAAGUUGAAGUAUUUUAUUUUGUGUCGGAAGUAUUUCUUGUUCAGACCUUGUCUCAAAAUGGGUGGAAAAAACUGAAAAGCUAGUGAUAGUGCUUUCAAAAUUGUUCGAAAUGGCUUGUGAUAGCGCUCCAUCCAUCACGUUAAUCGAUGAAAUAGAUUACUUGUGCGGUCGAGGAGGUGAAUGUAAUGAAAAUGAAGCUUUUAGACGUAUCAAGACAGAACUUCUUAUGCAAAUGCAAGUAUGGUGUUUGUGAAGCAACAAUAUUUACACAGUAAAAAGAGGGGGAUUUAUUACCAUCUUGUCUUAUGUUUCUUGUGCAUUUUUUCAUUGUCUUAGCGAAUGCUUAUUUGCGGAAAAUACAUUUUCAGGAAAUAACGUUUCAAAACUAUAUAUCUCUUUGCAUCUGUAGGGUGUAGGACACAACGAUAAUAAAAUUCUUGUUUUUGCUACAACAAAAUACACCCUAUGCUUUGGAUCAGGUCAAGAGAAAAUAUGUAUACUUCCAUAUUAUGCUAAGGAACAAGGAAACACAAUGCAUGUUUGAUUUAUAAGUAGUGUUUUCAGGCCAUUCGUCGACAAUUUGACGAACGGAUAUACAUCCCUCUUCCUGAUUUGAACGCAAGGCAAUAUAUAUUCAAAGUACUGAAAGUUACAUUUUCUCUUCAUCUAUACAUAGUUCCUUUUUUUUU
Molecule: messenger RNA, 2704 nt
Organism: Cucumis sativus (cucumber)
Lineage: Eukaryota; Viridiplantae; Streptophyta; Magnoliopsida; Cucurbitales; Cucurbitaceae
Product: protein SUPPRESSOR OF K(+) TRANSPORT GROWTH DEFECT 1
Biological process (GO): endosomal transport; vacuole organization
Molecular function (GO): ATP hydrolysis activity
Source: RefSeq, a predicted model, not a curated record